AACAGUGAAAACAAAAAAAACAACUGGAAAGAAUAUUCAGUGGUCGAACGAUGGCGUCUCUCAAAAUUCCUGCAAAUGUUCCUCUUCCCGAAGAAGACUCCGAGCAGCUCCGCAAGGCCUUUAAAGGAUGGGGAACAAACGAGGGGAUGAUCAUAUCAAUCUUGGCACAUAGAAACGCAGCGCAACGUAGCUUAAUCCGUGCUGUUUAUGCAGCUAACUACAACAAAAACCUUCUCAAUGAAUUAGACAAAGAGCUAUCCGGUGACUUUGAGAGAGCUGUGAUGUUGUGGACUCUUGAGCCAGUAGAGAGAGAUGCAUAUUUGGCCAAAGAAUCUACCAAGAUGUUCACCAAAAACAACUGGGUUCUUGUUGAAAUCGCCUGUACUAGACCUGCUCUUGAGUUUUUCAAAGCCAAGCAAGCAUACCAAGCUCGCUACAAGACCUCUCUUGAGGAGGAUGUUGCGUACCACACAUCUGGAGAUAUCCGAAAGCUAUUGGUUCCUCUUGUGAGCACCUUUAGGUACGAUGGAAACGCUGAUGAGGUCAACAUGAAGCUGGCUUCUUCAGAAGCUAAGACACUUCACAAGAAGAUUACUGAGAAGGCUUACACUGAUGAAGAUCUCAUCAGAAUCCUGACAACAAGGAGCAAAGCUCAGAUCAUGGCCACCCUUAAUCACUUCAAGGACAAGUUUGGAAGUUCCAUUAACAAGUAUUUAAAGGAAGAUUCAGAAGAUGAAUAUGUUCAACUACUCAAAACCACGAUCAAAUGCUUGACAUAUCCAGAGAAGUACUAUGAGAAGGUUCUACGUCGAGCCAUCAACAAGGUGGGUACAGACGAAUGGGCACUCACUAGAGUGGUCACUACACGAGCUGAAGUCGACAUGGAGCGGAUCAAAGAGGAAUACUUACGCAGGAACAGCGUUCCUCUUGAUCGAGCCAUUGCUAAUGACACUUCUGGUGACUACAAGGACAUGCUUCUCGCCCUUCUCGGUCAUGACCAUUCUUAAAACAACAUCAUCGUUUCAUUGUCUUUAAUAAAACAGCUACAUGAUUGAUAAGUGUUCGUCAUUAUCUUUUGGUAACUGAUCCUUAGUUUUAUUGCAACAAUUUAUUCGGGUCUUGAAUCAUA
Messenger RNA from Brassica oleracea var. oleracea, 1129 nucleotides. Its product is annotated as annexin D6. Lineage: Eukaryota; Viridiplantae; Streptophyta; Magnoliopsida; Brassicales; Brassicaceae. The record is from RefSeq and is a predicted model, not a curated record. Gene Ontology annotation, molecular function: calcium ion binding; calcium-dependent phospholipid binding. Bases 51 to 1007 code for a protein of 318 amino acids. The transcript has 4 exons. Gene Ontology annotation, cellular component: cytosol; cytoplasm.